GUUGCCCAAAGAAAAUAAGAAUAGUUAUUUCAGAUCGGCUAAGUGUAAUAUUAGUAUUGUCCACGAGAUAUGGGAUGGAUGAACGACACCAAUUUAUACUGGCGAACACACACCUUCCCCAAAAUAUAGAUUAACAUCUGUGAGCCUGUGAGCGGAGCAGGUGCCAGCCAUGGUAGGCCGCGAGCGUAGCAGUCCGUGAUCUAGCAGCGACGUGCGGCGCAGACAGCGAUCGGCGUAAGCAACGAGCAGAUCAAGCGGAGAGCGUAGCAAGCAGUGAACGGCGCAGGCAAUGAGCAGACUAGUAUCCAGAGAGCGUAGCAAGCCGCUAGCGGAGCAAGCUGCUGGCAGAGCAACUGCGAGCAGAGUAGGUCGCGACCGGAGCGGCUGGGGAGAGUGAAUACACCUCUGAACCGCCGUUCGUUUCUUCCAGGUACUAGUUAUGUACUAUUUUUAUAUUUUGACCUACAAAUUGACGUUGUAGGUUAGGUGUUCGAUAAAACGCCUGAGAUUUUCAAGUUCAACUUCAACCUCAACUGUUUUUUCAACUUUGAAGUUUCAAGUUUGAGGUUACAGACAUUACACUUUCAGGAUUUGUGGAGAUCCAUACCUACCCCAAAUUUGAGAAUGAAGCUUUGCAUUUGCUACUAGCUUUGUGAAGGUUUGCUGCAGCCUGCAGGUUUUCAGGGACGGUUUGAAAUUCUGUCACUUUCUGGAUUCUUUAUAUUCUCUGAAGUUGGUGGUCAGCGCAGCAGAAUGGGUGGGUUGAGUGUUUCUCUAGCUGGGCCAGAUGGUAGUGUAUUAGGUGGCAGUGUUGCUGGUCUUCUGAUAGCAGCUGCUUCUGUUCAGGUUAUUGUUGGAAGUUUCCGUGUUGACGUUGAGAAGCUACAGAAGCUAGGCCGUAGUGAGAGGCUGUAUGCCUCUCCUCCUCCUCCGCUAGCCAGGCCUCCGGCCAAGGGUCCCAGAAGUCCACCUUCGUUUGGAAGCCUAAGCGAAUCCAGCGGCCCAGCCAGCCCUUCCGCUCCUACGGGUCAUAACCAACACCUCCUUGAAACAUCAACUAACAGUCCGCCUGGAGUCCCAAGCUUUCUGUGGAGGUAGAAUAUGGUCUUUUAAUUAGUUUUGAGAUCUUUCUGCAGGUUAGUAUGGAGGGGCAUAAAGGUAUUAAACUGAGUUCAAAUGAGAUUGUGCUGAAGAAGACAUAAAGAUAGCUAACAUGUUUUUCGUGGAGUUCUUUUAUAUCUUGGUGUGGAGUUUCACUCCAAAUCAUAGGUGUCCUCCUUUUCAUGUUAUUCUUAUUUUCAUAGUUUUUCCCUAUUCCCUUGAUUAGUGAUUCAAUUUUAAUUAUAACAUUGUUUCACUCUUAAUUUCAUUUGUUUUCUUAAUUAAUACAGGUCUGAUUGUAUAUUCUUGAUUCUUGAAUUAUAUUCCAUAGAGCUCUGGUAUGGCAUUAGUACUUAUUUUAAGGCAGCCUAGUUAUACUGCAUGCAGCCUAGCACAGUGGUUAAAAUGUUGCCACUCUGACAUAAAAGAUAGGUUUGAGUUCCGGAAGAGUUGAAAGUGUUAAAAUAAAUUUCCGCUUCUACUUAUAGUCUUAUAUAACUCAAAGCAACUUUUGUUAGGUAUAAGCAAUAAGAUAUUGUUGAACUUCGUGUUUUUGUUAUGCAAUAGUAAGAUUUUAUUUUGGCUUUGUAGAGAUUAUUCAAUCUGGAACCGUUCUCUCCGAAAGACAAUGAGCAUCAUUUUCUGGAUAUGUAUAGUGAAUUCCUUCAACGGCACGAGAUGAACGUUAUGCUAUUUUACAAGUUGCUGCACGUUGACAUUCAGUAUUAUUAGAAAAUUUAGUCUUGUUAUUUGUAAAAGUAUUAUAAAUUUAUGUUCAAAGAUCGUGAGUAAUGUGUAACCCAUUGAUACUUUACCUACUUGUAAAAUAUUUAAUCAGGUAAUGGAAUGUUUUUAUGGUGUUUUGCUAAUUUUGG
Messenger RNA from Cuscuta europaea, 1976 nucleotides. The record is from the annotation of a GenBank genome assembly. NCBI's taxonomy places the organism in Eukaryota, Viridiplantae, Streptophyta, Magnoliopsida, Solanales, Convolvulaceae.